AGACCGAAUUCGGUUUUUCAUAGUUUUUUUUCGCGAAAAUAAUAUUAAUUGCUUUAUUCAUUAUAGUACGGCUUAGUUAAAGCUUAAAACUGCAAAACUAUGGCGUCAGCAUUAGAGCAUUACGUAAAUAAUGUUCGCACACUUACAUCGGCAGGAAAUUUUAGAGAACUAGUAGAAUACUUAAAUGAUUCAACUGAACUGCUGUCAAAGAAUUCCAACAUUCUUGAUAAUGUUUUGGAAACAUUGGAUGUUCAACUCCAUUCACUCGGAGUUUUGUACAUUUUAGUCGCAAAAAUUUCUGAAAUUACUAAUGAAGAUCCCGAGCCAAUCCUAUCAUUAGUUAAAAAAUUUGUCAACAUUUGUAAUGGAGAACAAGUGAGAAAUGCAACACAAACAUACUUUGAUUUGUUUCACCAUUUUACAAAUCUUCUUGUGAAACGAAAACUUAAUACAACUCAGGGAAUACAAGUGUUGGCAACAGCCAUCGAGAAGAUUCAAUUAACAGAGUCCCAGCUGACGCCUUUGCAUGCUGACUUGUGUCAACUUUGCUUGUGUUCAAAACUUUUUAGUCCUGCACUUCACUUCCUUGAUAUCGAUAUCACUCAAAUCUCUUCGUCAGAAGAAAAUCAGGACGCAACAACCAAAUAUUUCUUGCUCUACUUUUAUUACGGUGGAAUGAUUUACACAGCUAUAAAAAAUUAUGAUCGCGCUCUUUACUACUUCGAAGUGGCAAUAUCAACGCCAGCUAUGGCAAUGUCGCAUAUAAUGCUUGAAUCAUAUAAGAAGUACAUUCUUGUCUCACUGAUAUUACGAGGAAAACAAAUCACGAUUCCAAAAUAUUCGUCACAAGUCAUUGGACGCUUCAUGAAACCGUUGUCACAACAUUAUCAUGAACUUUCCAAUGUUUACAUCAAUAAUGGAACACCAGACGCGGUGAGAGCUGUCAUGACAAAGUAUCAAGAAACUUUUAACCGUGACAACAACAUGGGCUUGGUGAAACAAGUACUGGCGACUUUAUACAAGAAGAAGAUUCAACGACUCACUAAAACUUUCCUCACAUUAUCCUUGUCAGAUGUCGCAAGUCGCGCUUGUCUGUCAACUCCAAUGGAAGCUGAAAAAUAUAUUUUGAAUAUGAUUAAAUCUGGUGAAAUAUUUGCAACAAUAAAUCAAAAAGAUGGAAUGGUUGUUUUUAAAGACGAUCCAGAAAAGUACAACACUCCCGCCAUGUACCUCAAGAUUCAGGAGGACAUGAAUAAUGUCAUUGAGUUGAAUAAAAAAAUAAGCGCUAUGGAGGAAGAAAUCAUGUUGACACCGAUGUUUGUUAAGAAAGCAAUCGUCCCUGAUGCCAACGAAGACAAAAAUUAUGUUGCUGAUGUUUACGAGUGAAAAUUUAAAUUUCUAAAUGAAAAAGGGAAGAGAAGAAUUGUUCAGAGUUGUAAAGAUCUUCAUAAACUUAUCGUUGAAAAUAAAACAUUUUUUUGUCAUAAUUUACAUCAUC
Clunio marinus is the source of this 1498-nucleotide messenger RNA. The record is from the annotation of a GenBank genome assembly. Lineage: Eukaryota; Metazoa; Arthropoda; Insecta; Diptera; Chironomidae.